UCACUGGCUGGCAUUUGGUAGUGUCGAAACAAUCACUCAUCUGCUUUAUCCGAGGUUGAUAAUCUUCCUCGGGCUCUCCUUCCGACACGUAAGAAUAUUCUAACAGUAUAUUCCUCCCUCGAUAUUACCUAUAUUAUACUGUCAAAAGUUGCAGGUACUUAAGGCUUUGUCUUGGCAUCCUCGUCCUCUUCAGCAAGAACUCAUCUCUCUUCCCCUUAAAAAGCAACCAUGUCUGCUUUUGUAGGCAAAUACGCAGAUGAGCUGAUCAAGACAGCCAAAUACAUUGCAACACCGGGAAAGGGAAUUUUGGCAGCAGACGAGAGCACAGGAACCAUUGGGAAACGAUUCGCCAGCAUCAAUGUUGAGAACAUUGAGUCCAACCGCCAAGCUCUCCGUGAGCUCCUCUUCACUUCCCCUGGCACCGUUCCUUGCCUCUCUGGUGUUAUCCUCUUCGAGGAAACCCUCUACCAGAAAACCUCUGAUGGAAAACCCUUCGUCGAUCUUCUCAUGGAGAACGGUGUUAUCCCCGGAAUUAAAGUGGACAAGGGUGUGGUUGAUCUAGCAGGGACCAACGGCGAGACCACUACGCAGGGUCUAGACUCGCUUGGUGCGCGGUGCCAGGAGUAUUACAAGGCAGGAGCCCGGUUUGCUAAAUGGCGUGCAGUCCUCAAGAUUGGGGCAACCGAGCCAAGCGAGCUCUCAAUCCAAGAGAAUGCCAAAGGGCUAGCCCGCUAUGCCAUCAUCUGCCAGGAGAACGGCCUUGUCCCGAUCGUCGAGCCAGAGGUGCUGACCGACGGGAGCCACGACAUCAAGAAAUGUGCCGCGGUGACUGAGACGGUUCUUGCUGCCGUGUACAAGGCCUUGAACGACCACCAUGUCCUCCUUGAAGGCACCCUGCUUAAACCUAACAUGGUCACUCCCGGCUCCGACAGUCCUAAGGUUGCACCGGAAGUAAUUGCUGAAUACACAGUGACUGCUCUGCGCCGCACAGUCCCACCAGCUGUUCCAGGAAUCGUGUUCCUCUCAGGCGGACAGAGCGAAGAGGAAGCGACACUAAAUCUGAACGCGAUGAACAAGCUCGACGUGUUGAAGCCAUGGACGCUCACUUUCUCUUUUGGCCGAGCCCUCCAGCAAAGCACUCUCAAGGCUUGGGCCGGUAAGACCGAGAACGUAGGCAAAGCUCAGGCCACGUUCCUGACCAGGUGCAAGGCUAACUCGGACGCAACCCUCGGGAAAUACACUGGUGGGGCUUCCGGUGACUCUGCCGCGUCCGAGAGCUUGUAUGUGAAAGGAUACAAGUACUAGGAUCGUUUGAGAACGGACGACGUUCACCUUUAAUACGGUUUGAGUAUACGUCUAAUGUUUUUAAAUGUUUAAUCGAUUUGGUUUAGCAUCUCUGUAAUGCAGCAACAGUGUAAUGUUUUGUGAUGGUUUCUAUAAAUAUUUUCGCGCCAUGACUUUUAA
This is a messenger RNA of Capsella rubella, 1464 nucleotides long. RefSeq names its product fructose-bisphosphate aldolase 5, cytosolic. Gene Ontology annotation, biological process: fructose 1,6-bisphosphate metabolic process; glycolytic process. Gene Ontology annotation, molecular function: fructose-bisphosphate aldolase activity. The record is from RefSeq and is a predicted model, not a curated record. The coding region runs from base 229 to 1305 and encodes 358 amino acids. Gene Ontology annotation, cellular component: cytosol. Lineage: Eukaryota; Viridiplantae; Streptophyta; Magnoliopsida; Brassicales; Brassicaceae. The transcript is spliced from 4 exons.